This is a messenger RNA of Larimichthys crocea (large yellow croaker), 803 nucleotides long. Its product is annotated as cytochrome b-c1 complex subunit 6, mitochondrial. Gene Ontology annotation, cellular component: respiratory chain complex III. The record is from RefSeq and is a predicted model, not a curated record. The transcript is spliced from 4 exons. Gene Ontology annotation, biological process: mitochondrial electron transport, ubiquinol to cytochrome c. NCBI's taxonomy places the organism in Eukaryota, Metazoa, Chordata, Actinopteri, Sciaenidae. Bases 117 to 422 code for a protein of 101 amino acids.
UUCUAGUAGUUUCCUGCGUGUGACCGACCUCACGUCCUCAACGAGAAGUAGUGCUGCCGAGAAGCUGGGACUUCUGUCCUCUGCCGGGGUUUCUGGUGAAUCUCACAGCUGUAAUCAUGGUUUUCGAGAGGAAAAUGCUCACAUACGGCGACCCGGAAGACGAGGAGGAAGAUGAGCCUGCUGAGGAGGAAGAGGAGGAGGAGGAAGAAGAGGAGGAGGACAUGGUGGACCCUCUAGACACAGUACGAGAAAAGUGUGAGCAGACCGCACACUGUGUGCACACCAAGGAGCGUCUGGAGGCCUGUGAAGCCCGGGUUGGGUCCAGAUCCAGGACUGAUGAGGACUGCACAGAAGAACUGUUUGACUUCCUGCAUGCACGGGACCACUGUGUAGCACACAAGCUGUUCCACAACGUGAAAUGACCUGCCAGCCAGCUGUCACCACUUCCAGCUAUUUAACUGCUAAAAUUGUAAAAUAAUCAGGACAGUUAUGACGUUGUUCUCCUGUGUAUUAAUGUAAAUGAAUUUUCUUGGGUUUUUGGACUAAAUACAUGCCACCCUCUCUGUAUACAGUGCAUACUUGUGUAGAUAGGGUCAGAAGCAGUUUGUAAAAUGAGUCACUGCUUGUGUUGGUAAUGUGUGUAGCCAGGUAGCAAAGAAAGGGCUCGGUUUAUUCAGUGGUCAGUUCAUAUGCAAAAAAAAUAAUAAAAUCAAGUAUGACGCUCCAGCAACGGAGAAUUUACCUCAGGUUCAGUCAUGGAAUUACUAUCCUCUCUGAAAAAUAAAGAUUUUCUUUGCUUUCCA